Homo sapiens (human) is the source of this 1885-nucleotide messenger RNA. It is a transcript of the gene RAB39A, whose product is annotated as RAB39A, member RAS oncogene family. Bases 122 to 775 code for a protein of 217 amino acids. Gene Ontology annotation, molecular function: GTPase activity; GTP binding; G protein activity. The record is from RefSeq and is marked validated. The transcript has 2 exons. Gene Ontology annotation, biological process: Rab protein signal transduction. Lineage: Eukaryota; Metazoa; Chordata; Mammalia; Primates; Hominidae. Gene Ontology annotation, cellular component: plasma membrane; late endosome membrane; phagocytic vesicle membrane.
AGCCGCAGGAAUAUGCUGGAAGGCGGCGGGCGGGCGCCCGCGAGGUGCUGAAAGGACAGUUCCCGCCGCCGAACUUAGCCCGCGGGUGGGGCGGCCCGGGAGCCAGCGGGGCACGUGAGCGAUGGAGACCAUCUGGAUCUACCAGUUCCGCCUCAUCGUGAUCGGGGACUCCACCGUGGGCAAGUCCUGCCUCCUGCACCGCUUCACCCAGGGCCGCUUCCCCGGGCUGCGCUCCCCCGCCUGCGACCCCACCGUCGGCGUGGACUUCUUCUCCCGCCUGCUGGAGAUCGAGCCGGGCAAGAGGAUCAAGCUACAGCUCUGGGACACGGCGGGACAGGAGCGGUUCAGAUCAAUAACCCGAUCUUAUUACCGCAACUCAGUUGGUGGAUUUUUAGUAUUUGACAUUACUAACCGACGAUCUUUUGAACAUGUGAAAGAUUGGCUAGAAGAAGCAAAAAUGUAUGUACAGCCAUUUCGGAUUGUAUUUCUGCUAGUGGGACAUAAAUGUGAUUUAGCUUCACAACGUCAAGUUACAAGGGAAGAAGCUGAAAAACUGUCAGCAGACUGUGGAAUGAAGUAUAUAGAAACCUCAGCAAAGGAUGCUACAAAUGUUGAAGAAUCCUUCACAAUCUUGACGAGAGACAUAUAUGAACUUAUUAAAAAGGGAGAAAUUUGUAUUCAGGAUGGCUGGGAAGGGGUUAAAAGUGGUUUUGUUCCAAAUACUGUGCAUUCUUCUGAGGAAGCAGUAAAGCCCAGGAAAGAAUGCUUCUGCUGACUUCAAACAUGCUGAAGAACUAACAGGAACAGAUUGGGUGUCAGUUCAGGAUAAAUACCAACAUUAACAGCAGAAUGAUGCAAUGAAAGAAUUUAAAAAGGUUACAAACCCACACCAAUACUAUUUUAUAAGGUAUUUGAUUCAGAGCAUGAUGCUUACUUGUUACACUACUAGAUUGGGUAUUUUGCUAAAUUACCAAGCAAAGCAGACAAUCUUUUUCUUGAAAUUACCUCCAUUCUUACUUUGUUAGCAUACGCUGACCUUAGUGUCCAGAUAUGUCACUAUUACUCAUUUUUCUUGACAGUUCAAAUGGAUUUUUGUGCAUAUAUAGUCAAUUGAAAAGAUUUUAUCAGGAAUUACAUUCUCUUGAGUUAAUUAAUAUUGAAUAGCAAAAUGCAUUUAAAUAUGCACUGUUCACCUGCAGAGUAAACAAUCUCAGAAGUAUCGACUAGGACGUAAAUAGCAGUUCCUUAUAUAAAGUACCAGGUUUUUUCCCCAUUCUCUGGAAAUGUUUGUCCUCCCUUAAUUUUGCCUCAACACAAGAAAAUAAGUUUUAUGUCCAUUUUUGUUCCCUAAUUUAUUGCUUCUAAAAAUGCAUUAUGUUUUACAAAGAUAUCUAAGGAUCCAAGCAAACUACUUUAAGCAAAUAUUUGUAAAAUUAAAAACGGAGGACCGCUCACCAAAUGUUUGAAAUGUUGCUUUUUUUUUUUGAGACAGGGUCUUGUUUUGUCACCCAGGCUGGAGUGCAGUGGGGCAAUCUUGGCUCCCUGCAACCUCUGCUUCCUGGGUUCAGGUGAUUGUCAGUACCUUACCUCAGCCUCCUGAGUAGCUGGAACUGCAGAUGUGCGCCACCAUGCCCGGCUAAUUUUUGUAUUAUAAGUAGACACAGGGUUUCAUAAUGUUCCCCAGGCUGGUCUCCAACUCCUCGCCUCAAGCAAUUCGCCCCCCUCGGCCUCCAAAGUGCUGGAAUUAUAGGCAUGAGCUGCCGUGCCUGGACUAUCAGCAGCACAUGUUUUGCUGUUACGGUGUACUGUUCGUAUUUAGACAAGAAGAACAAAAUUUAUUUAUGUAUUGACAUUUUCAAAGAAAGUAAAUGCAAUUUACUUUGAA